GGGAGGGGAAAAGGUUCCUCUCCGGAAGAAUUUGCGCGCGGCACCGUCAAAGAUGUCGAGCGUCAGUAAAGCGGCUCAGCAAUGGGCUUCCUUUUCAAAAAUUUGGUAUUUGAUUGAUGCGAAGAUGCAGCCACCUGGAAAGAUUGCGACAAUGUGUUCAGUCAGGCUACAGGGGAAACAUAAGCCUAUCUACCAUGCACUGAGUGACUGUGGAGACCAUGUUGUAGUGAUGAAUACAAGGCACAUUGCAUUCUCUGGAAAUAAAUGGGAACAGAAGGUGUAUUCCUCUCAUUCUGGUUAUCCUGGUGGGUUUAAGCAAGUCACAGCUGCACAAUUACACCAGAAGGACCCCACGGCAAUCGUAAAACUGGCUAUCUAUGGAAUGCUGCCAAAGAACCUGCUUCGAAGAACUAUGAUGCAAAGGCUGCACCUCUUCCCAGAUGAGGUGAUUCCAGAUGAAAUCCUUAAGAACCUGUUGGAAGAACUUCCACAACCACGGCAGGUACCCAGAAGGUUGAAUGAAUACACUCAAGAGGAGAUUAAUGCCUUCCCAAGACUAUGGACACCACCUGAUGACUACAGAAUGAAAUGAAUACAUUCCCAAACCAGGACAAAGAUAAUCCAGAGAGUUAUUUAUUUUACACAGUGCUGAUUUGCAUAAUUAAAAGCUGCUUUAUUCUUCUGGCCCAUCAUUGACA
Messenger RNA from Hemiscyllium ocellatum (epaulette shark), 698 nucleotides. RefSeq names its product mitochondrial ribosomal protein L13 (gene mrpl13). NCBI's taxonomy places the organism in Eukaryota, Metazoa, Chordata, Chondrichthyes, Orectolobiformes, Hemiscylliidae. Gene Ontology annotation, biological process: negative regulation of translation; translation. The record is from RefSeq and is a predicted model, not a curated record. The transcript has 7 exons. Gene Ontology annotation, molecular function: structural constituent of ribosome; mRNA binding. Gene Ontology annotation, cellular component: ribosome; mitochondrial large ribosomal subunit. The coding region runs from base 53 to 592 and encodes 179 amino acids.